This is a messenger RNA of Varanus komodoensis (Komodo dragon), 3418 nucleotides long. Its product is annotated as RIPOR family member 3-like. The record is from RefSeq and is a predicted model, not a curated record. Bases 1 to 2142 code for a protein of 713 amino acids. The transcript has 12 exons. NCBI's taxonomy places the organism in Eukaryota, Metazoa, Chordata, Lepidosauria, Squamata, Varanidae.
AUGGGGGCUCCACCUGCUUCUUCGAAGAAAAAGUGCGAGAAGCGUAAGCAUGCUGACUCUGAUAAAUCAGCAAAGAAAGCCAGGAAGGAGAAGCCUCCGAAACCGACACAGAAGUCAAGGGACACGGAGCGCCCUCGGCACCGUGAUUCGGGUUCGACAGCCCUCUUGCUUAUCCAUAGCCCUUUUGACACUGAGAACCUCAUUUUCUCUCCUGGAUCCACCACCAAGUUUUCUGUGGGGAGCAGAAAAAACUCCAUAUACAGCUGGACUCCACCAAACACUCCCAGCUUCCGAGAAAAAUAUUAUCUUUCUGCCUUGAAACAAAGAAGAAGACAAGCAGGUAUCCAGGAUGAGGCCAAGGAUCCCUGCAUUUUGAGCUACCUGGCUGACUGUGAUUUUAACAUGAGUCUGAGUCUGAGGAGUGCAAGCCAGAGCCUUAUCAAGUCAUCAGAAGGCAGCUUGUUCAGUUAUGAGGAUCAGAAAGGAGCUGAAAGCAGAAACGCAACUCCCCCUUCACUUCCAAGGGCAGUACCAUUGGCUCUUCUACAGGGUGGUGGUGUGAAUGGAGAGCCGAAAGACGAGCACUUGCUCUGCCAGCCUCUUAGCCACAGGACUCUAGACAUCUUGCAAGAGACACCCCAUGCUGACCCAGCUGUGAGCAUCCCGUCGUGUCUGUUAGAUCAGGAGAAAGGUGAAAGAAAAUCCAUGGCACAGGACUGGAACCAUUCUUCAGCACACCGGAGAAAAGUCCUCUCCGCUGGCCAGCGAGGCUGGAAAGAUGAUGUUGAUGCCAAUGCGGAUGGAAAUACCAGAUCGAUCGAGACAAUCCUGCAAGAAGUGUUACAUUUACUGAAAUUGCAGCACCCAAGUCCCAUCCAGCUGGAGGAAUUAGAAUACCAGGUUUUCUGUAUCCGAGGCAAAUUAAAGCCCAAAAAAUACCAUCCGAAACAUUCCUCUGUGGAAAGCUUGAUGGUGGAGACAGUGCUGGAAAGUUUCAACUUCCUCAAUGCUGACUGCAGUGCUGAUGAACUCUCAUCCAUCGGGAGUGUAAGGACACGUAGUAUCAGCACCAGCACCUACAAUGAUGCCACACUUCCAUCCCUGUGCUAUGAAACCAAAGCAGAAAAGAAAGAGUUAACCACAGGCAGUGAUGACCUAGAUACACUUCUGGAAGUUCAUCUGCAGCUCUGCAGAGUUCUUCUACAGAAACUUGUCACACCAAACUUAGCUCCCAUUGUCCAGGAGAACCUUUUGGAAGAUUUGUCACAGCAGAAACAUGUUCUGGAAAUCAUCUCUGCUCUGGCUGCUCCUGUGCCACGGAACUUAACUUCUGUCGAAGAGAUUAUUCAAAAAGCUAAAAAACAGAAGCAUUGCCUGAAGAUCUGGAGUGAGUGCACUGAGCAGGGAAGCAUUUUAUUCUGUCCAGUGGAAAGAUUUUGGAACCCUUUGAAAUACAUAUUGAUGUUCAAAAGCAAAGAGAAAUAUCAAGGACACCUAGAAAAAGUUUUACAGAUGUUCCUGCAGCAUUUAGUGGGAGGCAGCCUCUUAUUCCUCCCACCAGAUUUCCCAGUGGAAUCAGUGACGUUAUUCCAAUUUUACAGCUACCUGGAGAAGCACCAUGUGAACAACUUGGAAAAAUACUUGGCCAGAUUUGCUAAAGAAGUGAUACUAAUUGAAGAACUGCAGCGUCCUGGAAGAAUGAAGAAAAUAAAGAAACUGAAAGGGAAGCAGCUAAACCAGCUACAACCCCUGCCACAGACCUUAAAGCUCCUUGCAGUCCUGCAGUUUGAUGAAAAUCACCGUGUAGGCAGAGUGGCCAGAUCCUGUCUCUCUCGUGCAGCAGCCAAUAGGAAUUUCAGGGAAAAGGCUCUUCUGUUUUACACAGACUUGUUAAGUCAUGAGGAUGCAAAAUUACAGCAAGCUGCAUGCCUGGCCCUCAAACAUCUCAGGGGCAUUGAAAGUAUAGAACAAAUUGCCAGACUCUGUCUAUCAGAAGUGGAGGAAGUGCGGAACGCUGCCAGAGAAACGACUCUUUCAUUUGGUGAAAAAGGAAGACUGGCUUUUGAAAAGAUGGACAAAAUCUGUUGUGAACUGAGGGAUACCAUGUAUCAAGAAGCCGAAAUUGAAAUUACAGUAUUUUGAGCGUAUCUUCAAGUAAGAUCAGCUGUCCUGUUCAUCCCAUAGCUGCUUUUAUCAGUAUAUAAACAGCUACAGAGUGCAGAUCCAGGCAUAACAAUGUCUAUCUGUCCCAGCUGUAUUUUAAUAUCAGAAACUUUAGAGAAUGAAUUAUUUUCUGGAUUUUAACACAACUGGCAGGUGUAAAAAGUCUUGAUACAUAUGCUCUUAUAACCCGCAGGUACUAUAAAAUAUUAAGUAUCCAAAUUCUUAAUGGCUUCAGUGAAAGAAUGGCAUUCAAGGAAGGAGGGAGUGUUGUCUACAGUUCAAAUCAAAACAAACAUAAUCAUUCUCUAGGUACAGGAGAUGGGAUAUAGCAUUUAUUUAUUCAUUUCAUGUUGUGGCCCAAGACUUGCAACAACAGAUUUCUAAAAUCAUGAAGUAGCUACAGCAUUUAAACUACAAUGUUCUUCUGGCCAACUUACCAUGGUAAAAUCAAACCAGGGGCAGACUUGUGACUUCUUUGUUCGUUUCCGACAGGGAAGCCUCACACAUCUGAUCCUUCAUCCAUUGUUUUAGGGAAAAGUCUAACCCAGGUACUUUUUUAAAUUGCAAAAACUACAUAGUAGUAGAUAUAUAAUAUAGUCCCCCAAGGAUACUGCCAUCUGUGAGAUGGUAAACAGUGCCCCAGAUUUCAAUUACUUUCCAUUGACAGUUUUCUUUCUAUACACAAAACGCAAAUAGGGCAAAAGGUAUCAUUGUCCCCAGUACUCCAAUGAACCUGCAAAAUGCUUGGCAAAUGCAUUUCUUCUACAACCACACAGAUGUCUUUGUUUUGAUAACAAUUUACUGCCCCACAUACAAUGUGGUUUGGAGUAUUAGACGACGCUCCCACCCCGACAAUACAUUUAUGUCAAUUCCUUUUUGUCCCUGAAUUACACACACUAAUAACAAAUCCAAGAUGACUUAACUUGGAAACUAGCUGUGUCCAUUUAUGUGCCUGUUUCUGGGUUUGACAUUUUGAUGAAAACAAAAACUGUUUUUACAUGAUCUGUAACUGAAAUAGUAAACAUAUAUACAUCAGGGAGACCUAGUUCUGAGUAAAUACAUUGGGGUUUUGAUGUAUGAGGUGAUUUUCCUAUUGUUAAUAAUGAAAAAUACUGUUUUUGUGUGCAGGUUUCCAUCAUUGGCUUUCUGCUUUAAUGUACAUAUUUUAUACUGUGUACUUUUCAGUAUUUAUUGCUGGGAUUAGUUUACAUAUUCUGUUCUUUGAAGAAGUUUUAUUAAAACAUUUGAAAUGACA